Chironomus riparius is the source of this 10411-nucleotide messenger RNA. Lineage: Eukaryota; Metazoa; Arthropoda; Insecta; Diptera; Chironomidae. The record is from the annotation of a GenBank genome assembly.
CAUCAUUUUAAAAGUUCAUUGAAAGGUCUAACUGAAUUUUAAUAUAUUUAUAAAAAAAAAUAUAUAUGAAAAUAAAAUAAUUUGUGUGCAUGCAGUACAUUGAAAAGACUGAUAAUUUUGUUGAAAUAAAAAUAAAUUAAAUAAAGACAGUGAUAAGACAGAGACUGAUUUGAGGCUGUUGAUCACGUUAACAAGAAUUAUGGGCUCCCGACGGGUCCAAAUCAUUUGCUUAUUGGCAUGUCUUGUGAUUCAUUCGUCUGUUGCUGAAAAAUGCAAACCUUCCACCUGCUUCUCAAACAAUAAAUCUCCAGUAUACAAUCCUAAAUCCGGUCAGCAAUAUACAUAUGAUUUUGAAUCAACGGCAACAGCUCAACUUGUAAAUAAGGAGUCCGUUGAGACAUCUGUAGCGAUUCGUGGCCAAGCAGUCAUUACAGUUGGAGAUAACUGUGGUUAUACAUUGACAUUACAAAAUGUAAUCGCAUCCGGUGCUGAUAAUGCUAAACAAGUUAUUAAAGAUUUUGUAACACAUCCCGUGCAAUUUACGCUGUCUGGUGACGAGCUCUUAGCAGAAAUCUGCGCUGAUGACAAGGAUGGAACCUUCAGUUUGAACGUUAAACGUGGUAUUAUUUCAGCUUUCCAAAAUAGUGUUGGACGCAAUACUGAAAUUGAUAUUUUUGGAAAAUGUCCAGUUACAUCAUCACAAUCAACAUCUGCUGGAAUCACAACAGUCACAAAAUCACGAGAUCUUGAUAAUUGUGCUUACCGUGAAAAGUUUGUUAAUGGAUUAAUGCAAGGUGUUGUGUCUGAGUCAUCAAAUAUUAAAACAACUCCAUUGGUCAACGGAAAAGUUACAACAGAAGCCAAAUUCCAAAAUGAUAUACUUCAAUCAUCAGAAAUUAAGGAAAUUUACAACUACCUCCCAUUUAGCACAAAAGAUCAUGGUGCUAAAGCAAAAGUAACGACAAAAUUGAACUUGAAGAAAACUGCAACCGGAACAGCAAAUCCUCCCAAGACUGGAGUUCAACGAACAGUUUUAUUUGUAAACACAAAUGAAAAUCUCGCUAGUACCAAGGUCAAAGAAUCUAUUAAAAGUGCAUUUGAUAAGGCUUUGAAAGAAUUUACUGGACAUGAUGGAACAAUCGCAUCUACAGCUGCCACAGCUUUUGCUGAUCUUGUUAGACUUAUGAGAUUAGCAAAAAAGAAUGAUUUGACUGUUUCAUAUCAGUCAAUGAAAACAAACCAGCUCAGCAAUCGUCAAAGUGGUAACAAAGCUCUUGGUCGUGCACUUUUCCUCGAUGCUCUCUUCAGAACAGGAACAGGUGAUUCAGUUUCAGCUCUUGUAGAUCUCUCUAAAAAAGAGUUGGAUGAUAAAGAAAAGAACUUGAUGUACUUGAGUUUCAAUACAGUUACUUCAGUAACAAAAGAUGCCAUCACAUCACUCGUAAAAUUAUUCGCUGAUAAUUUGCCUAAGGAAGCUUACCUUAGUAUUGGAAGCAUCGUUAGUAAAUACUGUCGUGAACGAAACUGUGAGCCAAACGAUAUCAAAAUAAUUGCAGAUAAAUUCAUCGCCAAAAUUCCAAAGGAUUGCGUAACAAAGAAUAAAAAGGAUGAGGAACAACUCGUAUCUGUUCUUAAGGGGAUCCGUAACAGUCAGACAAUUCUUAACAGUGCCUUAAACAAUAUUAUUGCAUGUGCGAAUAGUCAACGUCCAAGUCGUGUUCGUGUUGCUGCACUUCAAGCAAUGACAGCUAAUCCAUGUAAUAAAAAGUUACAACAAUCAGCAAUUCAGGUCAUGAAGAGUCGUGAUGAUGACAGUGAAGUUCGUAUUGAAGCUUAUUUGACAGCAGUUGAAUGUCCAAAUGGUGCAUUGGCUAAUGAAAUUCAAGCUAUGCUGGAUAGUGAAACAAUAAAUCAAGUCGGUUCUUAUGUAUCAACACACAUCAACUCAAUUCGUGCCUCAACUGAUCCAAAACGUGAAGCAGCUCGUUAUCAAUUUAGAAAUCUGAGAACCAGUAAGAAAUUUCCAUUUGAUCCACGUCGUUAUUCAUUCAAUCGUGAGGUCAGCUAUGCUAUUGAUAGUCUCGGACUUGGAUCAGCAGUUGACACAUCUGUCAUUUAUAGUCAACGAUCAUUCUUACCAAGAAGCUUGCGCCUCAAUGUUACUGGUAGUCUUUUCGGUAAUUCUUUCAACUUCUUUGAAUUGUCAGCUCGUCAAGAGAACUUUGAAACUAUUGUUGAACGUUACUUUGGACCACGUGGAAUCUUCAAUCGUUUGUCAAAACAGGAACUCUAUGAUACCUUCAUGAAUGAAUUUUCAUCAAAUGAUAGAUCAAAACGUGCAAUUCCACAAGAUAUGGCACAGUUUGAUAAAACAGUUAAGUUAUCAAAUGAAUUUAAUCGUGAUCCAGAUAUUGAUUUGUCAAUGAAAGUUUUCGGAACUGAGCUUUACUUCUUGUCAAUGAGUCAAAAUAUGCCUGCAACACCAAGUGACUUUCUUCAAUUUUUAAUUAAAGAAAUGCAGAAGGGAGUUGAUGCAUUAAAAGAUUUCAACUACAAUUUUGAGAAUCACGCACUUUGGCUUGAUUCAGAAAUCGUAUAUCCAACAGCUCUUGGUUUACCAUUCAAAUUAAUCGCUACUGGAGCUUCAGCAGUUAAAAUUGACUUAUCAGGAUCAAUCGAUGUAAAGAAAAUUCUUGAAAAUCCAUUAGACUCAAAGUUUGAAAUUAACUUCAGUCCAGCUGCUAAUAUUUUUAUUGGUGCAACUCUUGGAUUUGGCGCGUAUGCUUACGAAACAGGUUUAGAAGUUUCUGGCACUGCUUAUACUAACUCAGGAUCAAACACAACUGUCGAAUGGCAAGGUGGACAAAGUUUUACAAUCAAAUCAAUUCCAACAUUAAAGAAUCAAUAUUUCGUUGAAAUGAAGCAUCAAAUAUCAACAGUAUCACAAGAAACUGGACGUGAAGCUGUGAAAGUUCCAGUAAAAUUCAUGGGACAUGAUCAUGAAACAUCACUCUGCUUUGAUCAACUAGAAUUCCUAACUGGUGCAUCAUAUUGUUUUGAAUUGGCAUCAACACCACAAGGAAAACCAGAUGAACAUGCACUUUGGCCAUUAUAUGGAAGCAGUAACUUUGCAAUGCGACUAGAAAUGGUUGACUCAAUCACUUUUCGCACUGAACUUGAUAUUAGUGAAACACCAUCAAUCACCUUCUACCACGAUACACCAAAUGGAGGCAAGCCACGACAAACAACAUUAAAACUUCUUUCAAGCAUUAAACCAACACAUUAUUCAGCUGGGUUUGAGCUAUCAGCACCAAUUAUGACUGGACCAUUUGAAGUUAGUGCUAAAGUUGGCUUCGUAAAUGAAGAAAACUUGAAGAAGCUUUACGGACAAGGAGGGUAUCAGAAACAAAAAUAUGACUACGAGGUUGGUUUCAAGAAGCAAGGAAAUGAAAUUGUUCCAAUUUUGAAACUUAAUACUGACAUGUCAUAUGUAUCAGGUAAAAUUAUUGAAUCGAAAACUUCAAAGGGUGUUUCAUAUGCACUUCAAACAAUCAAAUUUGGACGUGAUGACUACCAAACAACAAUUGAUGGUUCGGUUAGUGUUGAAGGUCCAAAACUUGUUUCAAAGCUGAAAUUUGAUGUUGGUGGCAAAAAAGUUGAUUUGGAUGGAAGCCUUGGAUAUAAUAAAGGACACUUUGAUACAGAUGUUACUCUUAUGUCUGAUAAUAUUCCGUCAGCAAAUGGUAAAUUUGAAUAUGAUAUCAAGUAUUCUGAAAAGUCAUUUGGAAAUGACUUGACACUUGUUUGGGGCAAAGAUUUAUCUUCAAAACAAAAUCGCAUUGAAUGGUCUCAAAAGGCAGAAUGGGGUGGAGAAAAUUGUAAAGUUAAGAAUGAAAUUACUCUUGGAUACAUUGAUGCUGGUGCUAAAUUUAAUGGAGAGUUUGGAAAGAAGAUCUUAAACCUUGAUGCAUCUGGUAAUUAUAAAACUUCAAAUGCUGAACUUAAACUUGACAAUAAAUAUAGUCAGAAGCAGCCACAUGAUUAUGAAACAAGUUUCUAUGCUGGAUCAAACAAGAAAUCUAUCAAGAUUGAAAUGUCGAGAGACAUUGAAGGUGAAUCAUCACGUGUCAAGAAUAAAUUGGAACUUUCUACUGGACUUAAAGUUGAAUUAAAUGGCAAAAUUUCUCACAAGAUUACAUAUAAUGAUUGCGAUGUCUCAUUGCAAGGAACAUUUGUACCUGGUCCAAAGAAGGAAGUCACUAAAGUCACAUACAUGGUUAAGAAUACACAAAAAGGACAUGAUGGAUCCUGGAAGGUUCUUGUAGGUCGAAAUGAAAUUGCUACUGGAGAAUCAAAACUUAAUUAUGGACAGGAUAUCAAGGGUAUAAUGAAAAUAAAUGUCAAGGAUACAGUGAAUGUUGAUGGAACAUAUGAAUCUAAGAAAGGAAAAGGAAAUAUGGUAUUUAAUGUUGGUCUUAAAGAUAGAAAAUUACGUGCUGAAACACAGUUUAUAGUUCAAAAACCUGUUUAUGAUUUCGCAUCAGACUUCUACUAUGACUACGAGAAGGAUAACAGCAAAAAAAUCACAUUCUCAACUAAAAAUAAGGUUCAACCAAAAGCACUUGACUCUAAGAAUGUUUUAGAAGUAUUAAGUGAACGCUAUGUCCUCAAUUUUGGAGGAUCUGUUGAUGGUGAGACAAUCCCAGGUGGACAUCAAAAAUUGAAUUUCGAUCUUCAACUUCCAACUGGAAGAAAAGUGUCAACUGAUUUUGAUCGCGACUUUAGUGGUCUUAAAAAUGGAAAGGGAAAUGGUAAAGUUCACUGGACAUUCACAGAUGAGCUCCCAAAUCGACAACAAAGACAUGGACUCGUUGAUCUUACAAUUAAUAAUAUUGACAUGAAGAAUCGCUACUUUGACAUGGUUGAGUCAUUCAAGUACAAGGACUAUGAUAAUAAAGAUUACAAAUUACAACUUUCUAUCAAGAAUCUUGCCAAAGGACAUCAUUUCGCAACAGCAUCAGCAACAAUCCAAUCCGAUGGAGCUCUAAUGCCACAUCCAUUAACAGCAAACAUUAAGAUUGAUGAAUACUGCAAAGAACAUGCAAUUUAUUCAUUUAAUGGCAAAUAUGGAGACAUUGGUGAUAUUGAUGUCAGUGGAAAAUUCUAUGCUGCAAAUAAUGAACGUCCAUAUUCACAUGAUUUUACUGGAAAAUUAAAUUUACCAAAAAGUCAAUUCAAAACAAUUGAAGUCACAUCAAAUGGAAAAAUUGCUGAACCAGCUAAUGCUGAUGGAGUGUAUACAGUUGUCUACUCUGGAUCUGUUGACUAUACUGGUAAUAAAGUUCAAAUUGAUACUGAACUCAACUUCUCAAAAACUAAGGGCACUGGAUCAGCAAAACUUCAAUUACCAAACCAAAAGCCAUUUGGUGGUGAUUUUAAGUUUAAUUGCAAUCACAAGGACACAGCAGAUUCUCAACUCACCUUGACAUAUGGUGAUGAUAAAAAAAUUACUACAACAUUGAAAGCUCAAAUGCCUGAUGAGAAGAGUCUUCAACUUGGUGCAACAUUGGGUGGUGACUUACAAGUCCUCAAAGAACUUUCAAUUAACAUCGAUGCUAAACGUCCACAAGAUAAUUAUCUUCAAGCCACAAUAAAUGGAAAAUAUGAUAAUCAAGCAUACGCUAUGAACUUUGAACAACGUGCAUCAACAGAAGAUCCAAAACUUCUUAUUACAUUUACAUGUCCAAAAGGUCAAACAUCAAAAAUUCUUGCCGAAGCUCAAAUUGCUAGUUCAUUAAAGGGUAAAGGCAGUUUUGUGAUUGAGAAAUUAAAUAACUUUGAUCUCACAGCUAAUAUUGAUGGCGAUUUAACAUCAAUGGAGAACUUCUAUGUCAAGGGUGAUGUUGACUGUCCAACAUUAAAGAUGAACAAGUAUGAAUUUGAUGUUCAUUCCAAAGAUGCUGGUGGUCGUAAAGGAAUUGAAUACAAGGUAACCAGAGAGGGUAAACAUGUGAUUUCAGGAUCAACAGAUUACACCAUGAAGACUGACAAAGGAAAAACAAUUAUUGAAGGCAAAUCAACAGUUAAAUUAACUGAAGGAAAAUCUGAUGAUGUUACAUUCAAAUUGAUUCGCAAUGUCUAUGAACGUUCACGUGAUGGAGAGGUAGGAUUCGGUGGAAUGGUGACAGUUGCUAUGGGACCUAGAAAUUAUGCUAGUGAUAUUAAAAUAACUGACAAGGUAUUCCAUAUGAAAUAUACAGGAUGUGCUAAAAAGAAUUCAUGUACAAACUUUGAGGCUAAAUCACAACUUGAACAAUCUGAUGCAAGUGCAUUCAAACAUAAUUUGGAACUUACUGUUGAUCUUCGUAAGGCUGGGUUCCCACAUGAAUUUGGAUUAAAAUCAGAAACAAGCCGGGAAAACUUCAAAUUUUCACACACAUUAGAUGCUUAUCUUCAAACAAAAGAUAAACCAGAAUAUCAGUAUUCAGUUUUUAUUAAUCCAAAAGAAGCAGGUGCCUCAUUGUCCAUGCCAAAACGUGAAAUUUCACUCGAUGCUUCAUACAAGUAUCCACAAACCUUCUAUGGAGCUUAUGAAUCAACAAUUACAUUCUUUAUUGAUAAACGUAACAAGCCACAGAUGAAAAGUGAAGUUGGCUUUAAGGGAGAAAUUAAACAUGUAGGAACAAGUCAAUUGAUUGGAAAGGGUGACCUUAUAUUCACACAUCCAAAAGUUAAGCCACUUCGUGUUGGCGGUGAAUUCGAAGUCAAUACUGAGAACAUGCAUGGAAUGUCUAAGAUCGAAUUUGACAUUUUCACAAAACCAUUGGACAUGAUUGUUAUUCAAUCAAAGAUUGGAAAUGAUGAUACAAGUGGACAAGGCUUCAACUUGACAACAACUUGUGAGAUUUACUCAAAGGGUCUUGGAUUCAAUUACAAGAAGCAAGAAUACAUUGGAUUGUCUCUGGCUAGAAAGGAAUUUACAUAUGGAUAUGAAUUAGUUCUUCCUGUUGAUGACUUUAAAUUUAGCUUGAAUGCUUUUGCUUCAACCAAGAAUAUUGAACUUUCAGCUGUUGCAUUUAAUGAAGAAUUUUUGAAAACAACUGGACAAUAUAAUCCUGAAACUCAUAACUUUAAUAUGGAGGGAAGCUUUAGAUAUCUGAAAUCAGAACCGUUCGUUUCAAAAGCAUCACUUAAUGGACUCUCAGAAGGAAAAUUCACAUUAUCAAAGGGGCAACUCCUGAAUGUUGAUGGUGGUUAUGGAUUAGGCAAAGACAUUCAUAUGUUAGUUAAGGGAUCAGGCAAUGAAGUUUUUAAUGGUAAAGUUGCACUAGAUACAGCUCAAUUUUUAAAGACAUCAUAUAAGGUUGAUGAGGAACAAGUUAAAGCACUUACUACAGCAGUACAAGAUCAAAUCAAGAAGGAUAUAGAAACAGCUAAGAAGGAUGUCACAGACAAGUUUGAAAACAUCAAAAAAUAUGGAACAGAUAAGGUUGAAGCUGCUGAGAAGGCAUUGCAAGAUUUUAAGCAAUUCAAUCAGGAAUAUUCAAAAGAAAUUCAAGCACUUAUUCAAGAACUCCAAGAAGAUCAAAACGUCAUGAAAUUCAUUGAAAUUGUGUCUCCUGUUUUAACAGAAUUGUCAAAAUACUUUGAGGAGUUUGUAAAUAUUUUUGGUCAUAACUAUGAAAUCUUGGCAGAAUUUUUCCGAAAGAUGUGCAAUGAAUUAACUACAGCAUUUAAUGAACGUAUUUUACCAGAACUUAAAGCUUUCUAUAACAGCUUACAAGCUCUUCUCGAGGAAAUUAUAAGUCAAGGUACAAAAAUGGCUACUGCAGUUUUUGAAAGAGCAUCAAAGGCUCUUAAAUCAUUUGAGGAUGAUUUCAACAAGAUUUCGCAAUCAUUCAAGGAUAUUACAAGUGGAAUUUCAGAAUCAGUUACACAAUAUGUAAAUGGUAUCAUCGAGGAAGUAAAAGCAAUUUAUCAAAAUGUGCGAGAAACUUUAAAAUCACUUCCUGGUCUUGAUUCAUUGAAAACAAAAUAUGAUGAAUAUUUUGCAUCAUUCUCACCAAUUCAAGCAAUUGCAGCUGUUAUUGAAGAAGUUUUGUCAACAGUUAUGGACUUGGUACCAGAAAAUGCAAAACCAUUCUUUAACAAACUCAAUACUUACAUCAGAAAUAAGAUAGAAGGAUCAGAUGUCAAUGACAUGGAGAUUAUUAAAGAAAUUUACAGCCUCUUUAUUGAUGCCAUCCAGGCGCUCAAAAAAGAAUACCUUGAUACAGUCAAUUCAUCAUCAUCAGUUCUUCCAUUCUCACUUGACGCCAUUAAACGCCUUCCGCCAUUGUUCUCAAAUGUACGAUUCUCAGUCAUUUCACAGCUCGCUUCUGACCCAAUUGUAAGCUUUAAAGAUGUUCUUUAUUUAUAUCGACCAUACGCAUUCAAUCCAAUUGAAGCUAUUCCACCAUUUACAAUGCAUGGAGAAAUUGCUGAUGGUUCACAUAUCUUUACAUUCGAUGGACGUCACAUGACAUUCCCUGGUGAAUGCACAUACAUUUUGGCACGUGACUUUGUUGAAGGAAACUUUAGUAUUGUUGCAAACAUGAAGAAUGGAAAGAUGAAGUCAAUUACUGUCCAAGAUAGGACUGCAUUUGUUGAAGUCAAUGCUGACGGUAAUGUCAAAUAUAGAGACAGAGAUUCUGAUUUCCCAAUUCAUGACAAGACAAUCCACGCAUGGCGUGAUUACUUCACAUUUAAUCUAUUAACAACGUUCGGUGCAAGUGUUGAAUGCUCAAUGGAUCUUACAAUUUGUCAUAUUCAAGUAUCUGGAUUCUAUGCUGGUCGAACACGUGGUCUUAUGGGUAAUGGUAAUGGUGAACCUUAUGAUGAUUACACACUGCCUGAUGGAAAAAUUGUUGACAGUACAACAGACUUUGGUAAUGCCUAUAAGUCACAAAAAUCAUGUGGUGCAGUCACUAAGUCGAUGGAUGGACAUCAAAAGUCUCAUACAAAUGAAUUCUGUGCUGAUUAUUUCGGACGUGAUUCAUCAGUUCGUCUUUGUUCAUUGUUUGUUGAUCCGACAAAUUAUCAAGAAGCUUGUGAACAUGCUACUCAUGAUGCUGAAAAUCCACAAGCUGAAGCCUGCAAAAUUGUAAGCGUUUACGCUUCAAGAUGUCGUCAGGAAAUGAUUCCAGUUACAAUUCCAAAAGGUUGCACUCAAUGUAAUGUUGACCCACAGAAAGUUGAUAUCGGAGAUGAAGUUUCAAUUAAAGUACCACAAAAACAAGCAGAUAUUGUUGUUAUUUUCGAUACUGCAGUUGAAAAAGACCUUACUGUUGCCACAGAAAUUGUAAAUGAAGUAAGACGAGAAUUGAAGAUUCAAGGAAUCGCAGAUGUUAAUGUUGCUGCAAUUGGAUACAAUGCAAACGAUCGCUAUGCAUCAUUAUACACAACAAAGGGUAAACUUGACUUUAAGGGCAAAUUUGAGACACUUAAAGGAACUGGAUUGCCAGAAGAUGAAAUUGUUAAGACAGGAAACUUUGAAGUAGACAAUGUAGUCACAGAAGUGGAAAAGAUUAAUAAACAAACUAAACGAGACUACAAUUUGUCUCCAGAUGCUAGAGCAUUUAGAAAGGCACUUGCAUAUCCAUUCAGACCAACAGCUACAAAGACUAUUUUGGCUAUCAGAAGUGACGGAAUUCCAUAUUCAAUCAAUCCAGCUAAAUUAACAACUGGACAGUUGAGUAUUGAAUUGACAUCAAAGGCUGGUAUUGCAGUUCAUGCAAUCAUGCCAGUAAAGAUUACUGAACCAGCAGAUAAGGCAAAGAAUAUUGUUGGUUUCAACAGCAAUGUCGCACUUUUGAUUAAUGAAAAGAAACGUCCAAAUAUGGGAUCAGUUGAAGUAAAUAACAAACUUAAAUAUGAACAAGAUAUGGGUGUCGAUCUCACAAGACAACGUGGCUAUGUAUUCAAUCUUAAUAACUAUGCAACAGACAAAAAGAAGUUUGUUGGAGUUGCUGGUUUUGUUCUCGCCGAUUCAAUUGCACGCACAGAAGUUGUCAGCGAGUGCAAGUGCUACCUAAGAAAUGGAAUCUAUCCAAAUGUGGGAUGUAUAUCAAAAUCAACUCAACUUUUAGCACCUAAAAAGACAGCAGCAAGAGGUUAAACAACAGAUAUCGCAGAAAAAAUCUUAUCAUCACAAUUUUAAAAACAAAAGAAAAUUUACGUUUAUCAUUAAUUGGUAGUUUUAUACGAUUUAAAAAUCUUUGAAUAAUAAUUUACAUUAUUUCAUUUUUUGACCUAAGAAUUUAAGUAAUGACAAAAUUAAAGCGACUUUUAAGAAAUCAUAUUUUUUAAUUUGUGAACAUUUCAGGAAAUUGAAUUUUUGGCAAUUUUAUGACUGAAUAAAAAUUUUAAUAUU